Molecule: messenger RNA, 630 nt
Organism: Lodderomyces jiufengensis
Lineage: Eukaryota; Fungi; Ascomycota; Pichiomycetes; Serinales; Debaryomycetaceae
Exons: 1
Coding region: 1-630 (209 amino acids)
Source: RefSeq, a predicted model, not a curated record
AUGGCAUUUACUAAUACAACUUUUCAAUUUGAUCAAUUUAAUCCAUCAAUAAAUAAUUUACAAUAUCAACAACAACAACAAUCAUCAUCUUCAUCAUCUUCAACUACUAAUUUAAAUUCAUUUGAUGAUGAAGAUAUUUUUGAAUUAAAUAUAGAAGAAGAAAUAAAUACACCAAUACUGCAAAAUGAUAUAAUAAUAAAUAAUAACGAUAUUAAACAUUAUAAUAAUUAUACAACUUCAACAAAUAAUAAUAGACAAUCAUCAUUAUCAUCAAUAGAUUCAAUAUCAUCAAGUUUUUCAAACUCAAAUAAUAAUUCAAAUUCUUUAUUAAUAUCACCAAUUUUAUCACCAUCAUCUUAUAAUUAUAAUUAUUCAAGACAAUUAGAUGAUGAAGAAGAAGAAGAUCAUUUGCUAUAUGAAUGUAUAAUAUGCAAGAAAAAAAUGGAUUCAUUAUCAAGUGAAUUACAUAACUGCACUAAAAAUUUAUAUUCAUCAACUAAUACAACCACUACUACAACUAAUGAAUCAAAUAAUAAUGAAAAUGAUUCAAUUAUAAAAAGUAAUAAUGAAUUGAUUCAAAAUAAUUAUAGAAAAUGGUUAUUUAAAAUCACUCCUUCUUUUCCAUAUUAA